AUGUCGGAGGUGGUGGGCACGCCGGAGAGCGACGGCGGGGGCGGGGUCAAGGAGCAGGAGCGGUUCCUACCGAUCGCCAAGAUCGCCAAGGACGCCAAGGAGUCCAUCCAGGAGUGCGUCUCCGAGUUCAUCAGCUUCAUCACCAGCGAGGCCAGCGAGAAGUGCAUGAAGGAGAAGCGCAAGACCAUCAACGGCGACGACCUGAUCUGGUCCAUGGGCACCCUCGGCUUCGAGGACUAUGUCGAGCCCCUCAAGCUCUAUCUCAAGCUCUACCGGGAGGCAAUCGCUGCUGGUGAUACGUGUGCCAUCUCCCAGGAAAAGAUGUAUGUUCCUGUCCUCCUUCGCUGUAAACAUAUUUUCUAUGAGGACUGUGUCUCUGAAUGGUAA
Molecule: messenger RNA, 387 nt
Organism: Hordeum vulgare subsp. vulgare (domesticated barley)
Lineage: Eukaryota; Viridiplantae; Streptophyta; Magnoliopsida; Poales; Poaceae
Product: nuclear transcription factor Y subunit B-4-like
Exons: 3
Coding region: 1-387 (128 amino acids)
Biological process (GO): regulation of transcription by RNA polymerase II
Cellular component (GO): nucleus; CCAAT-binding factor complex
Molecular function (GO): protein heterodimerization activity; RNA polymerase II cis-regulatory region sequence-specific DNA binding; DNA-binding transcription activator activity, RNA polymerase II-specific
Source: RefSeq, a predicted model, not a curated record